AUGUCGCUUCCGCCAGAGCUACGCCUCUUAUGCUUCCAGCUCAGUGCAACACCGACCACUGAUCUUCCUCGGAUUGUUCCAAAUCUACAAAGAUAUGUUCUUCGCUGCCAGAAACCACUAUCAACGCUGCCUCUCAGCACUCCGAAGGCCGAUGCGAGUGCCGCUUCAGUGCUCGUACACAAGCUGAAGACGCAGCUUUCGAGCCUGAUCAAUGGGAGAAAUCCCGAAGGAAGAUUUGCAGCAGCCGUGCUGAUCAAGAGCGUCAUUGAGGUUGGUGGCUGGGAGGUGUUGCGCGGAGCGGAAUCUUGGGUUCGAGGGUUGUUGUCUACCUUAGCAAAACCUGAUCCAGACGUGACCAAAGAAUUAUGUAUUAUAACAUUGACUAAGAUAUAUUCCAUGACCCAUCAGUAUCCAACUCUGAUCCGGGAAAUCACGACUCCAACCUUGCCAGGUUUCGUAACGUCGUGUCUGACUCUCAUUAGCAGUAGCAAGUUGCCUUCGUUAACAGAAACGAUAUUUCGCUCAUUUUCCACGCUCUUGCCGCAUCAUACUACUAUUUAUCGCCCAUUUGCAACUCAAAUUCGAAAUGUUACUCGGCCUUACCUGGCACCAACCGUCUCUGAAAGUCUUCUUGUGCCUCUCUCAUUGCAGGAAAGUGCUCGCCGUCUCGCUGUUCUUGUACAUCAGACAGCCGCUAAAAAUGGCGGUGGAGAAGAAUGGGGCAAGGCAUUUCGAGCCAUUGUCAAGGCAACGCAUAACACCGCUGAUCAUGUCUUUCGAGCAAUCAUCGAGGAUUGGGAGUCAGUAGCUGGAUAUGUUCCUGCGCAGAUAGAUGUGAACAUGGCGCUGGGUGGCGGUGGACAAACGGAGGAUGACUUUCCCGGCUGGACUGGUAUUGUUUCUGGAACAGACCGGUUGACCGGGCUGAUACAAACAAUGAAUUCGUACCUGUUGUACGAAGCGUCGGUCUCCGUUUGCGUCCCUCUCGGUGGUGUCAUGGAUGUGAUUACUAGAAUGCUCUCCAUUGCCGCCCCUUCAGAGUCGUCCGCCAGUCUCGGUGGGGUCCGACUCCAUCCCGGUGUCGACCGAGAUGAGAGAGAUGGGCUGUGGAGUGGCAUGCCUCAGAUACAUGUUGCAACUUUAGCGCUGGUCAACACUCUUGCGGAAAGGAUGCCAGAGAGCCUUGUAACUAUCGCACCGAUUCUGCUCGAACAGCUAGCCUGGCUUUUCCCACUGGGAAGCACCACGCCGGAAUUCCGGACGGCCUUCUACCCCGCUGUCGCUGAUCUUCUUUCUCGUGCUGGUCGCAGUUUCAAUAAGUUACAAGUCGGUAAACUUGGAAAUGUAAUCCGCGCAUGUUGUAAGGAUAUCCUGCCGCAAGAAACGGAAAGAAACUCAUUUACACCUGGCGAGACUCUUGGAAAGAAGCCCUAUGUAAAUGGGUCAAGCAACCAGAAUGCCGACACAUUUUCCCAGCAGAACGGUGGCCUCGUAGUUGAGUUUGGCCAGUCAGAUCUACGCGUAUCUGCCACACAACUGCUACCAUUGUUUUUAUCGCAUCUACUACAACAGCAUUUGGACAUCUCGAUGCGAUCUCUAAUAGAGAGGACUGCUAUUCUAUCAGGGCACAAGGAUGCUAUGGUUGCCAGCAUACUCAACCCCUUUGUAGGAAGAAACGGGAAAGCUCUAGCAAGUAUUCUUCCCCAUCUCACGAGGCAAUACGGCAAUGAUGCUGAAGUAGAGAUGUUACUUCGGCCCCGUAUGCCAAUGAUACCCUCUGUGGGACGCCAGCAUUUGGAUUUAGACGCUGAUAUACAAGUCGACGCAGUCUCCUAUUACGAUUCUGAAGACAUCAUCGUAGAUGAGAAGAAUGAUUUCUCCCUGGAAGGCCAGCAUGAACAAGAGCGCCCAGCAUCUCACCCUUCGACUUCAGGGGUUGACUUCGCUCCUCAAGUUCAGGCACCAAGUUAUCGGAACACAAUGGCAGCUUCAGAUGUCUUUACCACAGCAGUGCCGACUAUUAGCAUUCCGCAAAUAGCAGUUGCAGAUAGUUCAUUUGCGCGGGUCAUAAGUGAGCCCUCAAUGGAAGCGAAAGGGCAAGAAGACAUCGCAAUGGACUUACGGGGACCAGAGUCGUCCGAUGAUGAAUCUGUUCAUCUCACAAUGGAACUUGACACAGACUCAGAGUCCGAAUGA
Molecule: messenger RNA, 2196 nt
Organism: Glarea lozoyensis ATCC 20868
Lineage: Eukaryota; Fungi; Ascomycota; Leotiomycetes; Helotiales; Helotiaceae
Product: ARM repeat-containing protein
Exons: 2
Coding region: 1-2196 (731 amino acids)
Biological process (GO): rRNA processing
Cellular component (GO): nucleus
Source: RefSeq, a predicted model, not a curated record